Rubroshorea leprosula is the source of this 1880-nucleotide messenger RNA. Lineage: Eukaryota; Viridiplantae; Streptophyta; Magnoliopsida; Malvales; Dipterocarpaceae. The record is from the annotation of a GenBank genome assembly.
GAAUUAGCGGUUGCUAGGAGUAUGGUGACCGAGCAACCAAACGAGUCCCUGAACUGCAACCUACAGCCUGCGUACAAUGUUCUUAUCCACAACACCACCUCCUCCUCCUUCCCCGCGUUGUCAAACCAGGAACACAGCCAUAACCAUCUCUGCUUCAAGAUGGCGUCGCCUUUCUCUUCCGCAACUCUGGUGCGGUCCACUCUCAAUCCCAAGCCGAACCCUCCGAAAUCCCUCCUCUCUGUCUCAGAGUCUUGCAGCAGAGGAGCCAACUGCGUGAAGUGUGCUUCCAGCACCGUUAAUUUUUCUGGCUGGAGCGCUGCUGCGAACUAUGCCGGACUUCGAGGUGUUGCCGCCGCUGGACUUUCCGGCAAGACUGUCGUCUUAAAACGGUUUCUGCGUAGUAGGGUUGGAGUUGUGAGGUGUGCAACUAUUGAAGAAAUCCAAGCAGAGAAAUCUUCAAUCGAAAAGGAUGUUAAAGGGAGAAUGGAGAAGACAAUUGAGACAGUUCGGUCAAAUUUCAAUUCCAUAAGGACAGGGAGAGCUAACCCUGCCAUGCUAGAUAAGAUUGAGGUGGAAUAUUAUGGAAGCCCUGUUAACUUGAAGAGCAUUGCUCAAAUCAGUACUCCCGAUGCAAGUUCUCUCUUGGUUCAGCCAUAUGACAAAUCCAGCUUAAAGGAUAUAGAGAAAGCCAUAGUCAACUCAGAUCUUGGUUUAACUCCAAAUAAUGACAGUGAAGUCAUAAGGCUGUCUGUACCUCAGCUGACAACUGAAAGAAGGAAGGAAUUGUCAAAAGUUGUUGCCAAACAGGCUGAAGAAGGAAAGGUGGCACUGAGGAACAUAAGAAGAGAUGGCAUAAAAGCCUAUGAAAAACUUGAGAAGGAGAAGAAGCUUUCUGAAGAUAUUGUUAAGGACUUAUCAAGUGAUGUGCAGAAACUAACAGAUGAGUAUAUGAAGAAGAUUGAUAACCUCUACAAGGAGAAAGAGAAGGUAUGCAUGCCUGAAGAAGUUUGCCGUGAUUAUCUGAUUAAUGUUUCUUUAGUGGAUAUAAGAUGGUGACAUAGGAAGAAUAUCUUCAAUUUCAAUUACUGUUAGUUUUGCAUUGUUUCCCUAAGUCUUAGUCUUUUAGUUUGUACAACAUGUUUUUUGCUGUGUGGUCAUCUAUAUGGAAAUGUUUUAAAGAAAUAGAGCGCAUAAAUGUGAGUUUGAGGUGGUUCUCUUAAUCUGGGAGCAGUUACCCUUUCUCCUUUUCAGUUCUGGUGGCAGAUGUAGGCAAUAGGCCCUUCACUGCCUUUUACAUCAAUCAGUGAUUAAACUUUCUUGCUAGUAACUGACAGGAGUAAUGGCAGAUUGCAACCAAGUGCUGUGCUCUGCAGAUUAGAAAAUUUUGCUUUUGAUGGAUAAAAUUGUAUCAGCUCUUAAGUGAUACAACAAUAAAGGUUAACAGUAUUGUAUUCUGUCCAAUCUAUGCAAGAACAUCAUAAUUGGUUUGCUGACCAUCACAUCUGUGCUUGUAAAUUCUAAACUGUUUGUAUACUCGGUUCUUCCUGCAGAUUUCUGAUAUUAUUUUUCUCUUUUGGACUCAAUGCUUCUUGUUGUCAAUUGAUGUUUAACACAUAUCAAUCUUGCCUUUGUCUUUCAGGAGUUGCUGAAGGUCUAAUGGCUGGUUUGUUCAGAGAUGUGAAGACUGAGCUUCCUUCCUGGUACAAAUUCAGUCUUUCCUUUCUUCUUUUUGGUGUGGAGUACAGAAAUUGUGUUGCAUGAUCUAUAUCUAACCUACAAUAUGUGCUUUUGAAGCACGCUUGACAUGGGAAAACUGUAUAAAACAUGAAAAUCAGUAUUUUGUAAAUGAUUGGUAGAAAACAGGCAAUAUUUUCUAGUUA